Molecule: messenger RNA, 2265 nt
Organism: Lactuca saligna
Lineage: Eukaryota; Viridiplantae; Streptophyta; Magnoliopsida; Asterales; Asteraceae
Source: the annotation of a GenBank genome assembly
AUGAAACUGAAGAAAGAGGGUUACAAUCAGGAUUCCUUUGAAAUUCCCACAUGGCAUGAAGACACCGUUGAAAGUGGUUUUAGUGAAGAGGGUCUUCGGGUUGAUGAGGAAACCUAUUCUUCAAGCGAUUUGACAGGGCAAAUCUUUGAAGAUGAAAGUGAAGUUCAUAGCUCAUUUGAAACUCACAACAUAGUUACACAAGAUAUACUUGAAGAGGAACAUAUCACUAAGCCCGUUGACAACGAAGAUCAACUGGCUAGACCAAAAAGAAACAGAAGUCAACCAGCAUGCUUCCGUGAUUUUGAUGUCAAGCUGCUACCUUCGAUAGACUACAUGCAAACCGCCCCUGAUCAGCCUUCUUCGACGAUAUAUCCCAUUGCUAACUAUGUUUCAUAUGAUGCUUUUUCUGACUCACAUAAAGCUUACUUGUCUUUUCGAUUUCACAUUCUGUCAUUCUCCAAUCUCCACCUUUUAUCUACCUUUUUCUCUAAACUUUCUAUCUCCAUUUUCAUGGCAAGUCUUGAGGAUAUUGGGGUUUCUGCACUGAUAAACCUCAUCGGCGUUUUCGCAUUCCUUUUAGCUUUUGCUUUUCUCAGACUUCAACCCGUUAAUGACAGAGUUUACUUCCCAAAAUGGUACAUCAAUGGAGCUAGGAGUAGUCCUAGACACAGGGGGAACUUCGUUGGCAAAUUUGUCAAUCUCAAUUUCGCUACUUACCUUACUUUCCUUAAUUGGAUGCCUCAAGCUAUGAAGAUGACGGAAUCUGAGAUCAUUGAACAUGCUGGACUUGAUUCUGCUGUUUUCUUGAGGAUUUACAUUCUUGGAUUAAAGAUUUUUGGACCAAUCACGAUUGUCGCACUCUUGAUUCUUGUUCCAGUCAACGUAUCGGGUGGGACUUUAUUUUUCCUCAGCAAAGAAUUAGUAGUCAGUAACAUCGACAAGCUUUCAAUAUCAAAUAUUCAACCGAAAUCUCUCAAAUUUUUUGCACACAUUUCAAUGAUGUAUUUAUUUACAUCAUGGAUAUGCUACAUGCUCUAUAAGGAAUAUGAUAUGGUAGCUUCAAUGAGACUAAAGUUUUUGGCUUCGAAAAGUAGGCGAGCUGAACAAUUUACAGUUUUAGCGAGGAAUGUGCCACAUGUGUCGGGGCGUUCUGUUUCCGAUUGUGUUGACAGUUUCUUUAAAAAGAACCAUCCGGAUCACUAUCUGUCUCACCAGGUUGUUUACAAUGCAAACAAGUUUGGAAGACUUGUUAGGAGAAGACAUCGAUUGCAAAAUUGGUUAGACUAUAAUCAACUUAAAUAUGAAAGACACCCUGAAAAACGACCGACUAUAAAGACGGGUUUCCUUGGACUUUGGGGUAAGAAGGUAGAUUCCGUUGAAUACUACAAACAACAAAUUAAAGAGUUUGAUGAAAGAUUGACAACGGAGCGACAAAAAGUCCUAAAAGAUCCAAAAUGCAUAAUGCCAGCUGCAUUUGUAUCAUUCAACACUCGAUGGGGGGCAGCAGUAUGUGCACAAACACAUCAAAGCAAAAACCCGACUCUAUGGUUAACAAAGUGGGCCCCAGAACCUCGUGAUGUUUAUUGGAAAAAUCUUGCUAUACCCCUUGUUUCCUUAAGCAUCCGUAAACUUGUUAUAUCAUUAUUACUCUUUGCUCUUGUAUUCUUCUACUUGAUUCCCAUUGCUUUCGUUCAAUCUCUUGCCAAUCUUGAAGGUCUUGAAAGAGUUGCUCCUUUCCUCAAGCCUGUAGUUGAAUUGAGUUUCGUCAAAUCUUUCCUCCAGGGUUUUCUCCCUGUUUUGGAAAGAAGAACAGCUGCAAAAUAUUACUAUUUCAUGCUUGUGAAUGUCUUUUUGGGAAGUAUUGUAGCAGGAACAGCUUUUGAACAGCUUGAUUCUUUCCUUCACCAAUCCCCUACAGAGAUUCCGAGGACUAUAGGGGUGUCAAUUCCAAUGAAGGCUACUUUCUUUAUUACAUAUAUAAUGGUUGAUGGGUGGGCUGGAAUUGCAGCAGAGAUUCUUCGGUUAAAACCGUUGGUCAUUUAUCACUUAAAGAACAUGUUCAUUGUAAAAACCGAACGCGAUAGAGAAAAAGCAAUGGAUCCUGGGAGUGUAGAUUUCCCUGAAACUAUCCCUUCUCUUCAGUUAUACUUCCUUAUGGGAAUCGUAUAUGCUGUCAUUACUCCAAUCCUUCUUCCUUUCAUUCUCGUGUUUUUCGCCUUUGCAUACUUCGUUUAUCGCCACCAGUUGCUGACUGGUCAGAUCUAG